CUUCAGCUUGUGACGUUGGGACUCUAAGAACAGCUCUAGUAAACUGUGCAUGUUGAUCGUGAAUCACGUUGAGUCUUUAAUAAACUAGAUUUGUACAUUUGAAAACCACCGAUAAUAGUCAUGGGUGAUCAGAAGAGUGGUGAUUUGGCAACAGCAAUCCUUCGAAAAAAGGACAAACCCAAUAGGCUCCUCGUGGAGGAGGCUGUCAACGAUGACAACUCAGUUGUUGCCCUGUCACAGGCCAAGAUGGACGAGCUGCAGCUUUUCCGUGGUGACACAGUCCUCCUCAAAGGAAAGAGACGCAAAGAGACUGUCUGCAUCGUACUAUCUGACGAGACAUGUCCAAAUGAAAAAAUACGAAUGAACCGAGUUGUCAGGAACAAUCUUCGUGUUCGUUUGAGCGACGUUGUUUCUGUUCAGGCAUGUCCCGAUGUCAAGUAUGGAAAACGCAUUCACGUGCUGCCCAUGGAUGAUACUGUUGAGGGUCUCACUGGUAAUUUGUUCGAGGUUUACUUGAAGCCUUACUUCCUGGAGGCUUAUCGUCCCAUUCAUAAGGACGAUAACUUCAUUGUUCGCGGGGGUAUGCGAGCUGUGGAGUUCAAAGUUGUGCAGACUGAUCCUGGCCCUUACUGCAUAGUUGCCCCUGAUACUGUUAUUCAUUGCGAGGGAGAUCCUAUUAAACGAGAGGAAGAGGAAGAAGCCCUGAACGCAGUUGGCUACGACGACAUCGGAGGUGUCCGCAAGCAGCUUGCCCAGAUAAAAGAGAUGGUAGAGCUCCCCCUGCGCCACCCAUCCCUGUUCAAAGCGAUCGGAGUGAAGCCCCCGCGUGGUAUUCUCCUGUACGGACCCCCAGGAACCGGAAAGACGUUGAUCGCUCGUGCUGUUGCCAACGAGACCGGUGCCUUCUUCUUCCUCAUAAACGGUCCCGAGAUCAUGUCAAAGCUCGCUGGUGAGUCGGAGUCUAAUCUUCGCAAGGCCUUCGAAGAGGCUGAGAAGAACUCCCCAGCUAUAAUUUUCAUCGACGAGCUCGACGCAAUAGCCCCAAAACGUGAGAAAACUCACGGUGAAGUCGAGAGGCGUAUUGUGUCCCAAUUGCUGACCCUCAUGGACGGCAUGAAGCAGAGUUCUCACGUUAUUGUCAUGGCUGCCACCAACAGACCGAACAGCAUCGAUGGAGCCCUUCGAAGAUUCGGUCGUUUCGACAGAGAAAUUGACAUUGGAAUUCCAGAUGCCACUGGACGCCUGGAGAUUCUUCGUAUUCACACCAAGAACAUGAAACUUGCUGAGGACGUUGAACUGGAACAGAUCGCUGCUGAGAGCCAUGGCCACGUGGGGGCUGAUCUUGCCUCUCUCUGCUCAGAAGCUGCACUCCAACAAAUUCGAGAGAAGAUGGAUCUCAUUGAUCUCGAGGAUGAUCAGAUCGACGCUGAAGUGCUGGCUUCACUCGCUGUUACCAUGGACAACUUCAAGUAUGCCAUGGCUAAGAGCAGCCCCAGUGCUCUGCGGGAGACCAUCGUCGAAGUGCCAACUGUCUCCUGGGACGAUGUUGGAGGAUUGCAGAAUGUCAAGAAGGAACUGCAGGAGCUUGUGCAGUAUCCUGUCGAGCAUCCUGACAAGUUCUUGAAGUUCGGAAUGCAACCGUCCAGGGGUGUACUGUUCUACGGACCUCCUGGCUGCGGUAAGACACUGCUGGCCAAGGCCAUUGCUAAUGAGUGCCAGGCGAAUUUCAUCUCGGUUAAGGGACCUGAAUUGCUCACUAUGUGGUUCGGAGAGUCUGAGGCUAAUGUCAGGGAUGUCUUCGAUAAGGCAAGAUCGGCAGCCCCCUGUGUUCUCUUCUUCGACGAGUUGGAUUCGAUCGCAAAAUCUCGUGGUGGAUCAGUGGGUGACGGUGGUGGUUCAGCUGAUCGUGUUAUCAAUCAAAUUCUUACGGAAAUGGACGGAAUGGGAGCUAAGAAAAACGUGUUUAUCAUCGGUGCAACGAAUCGUCCAGACAUCAUUGAUCCAGCAAUCCUUCGACCAGGUCGUCUCGAUCAACUCAUAUAUAUUCCACUGCCCGACGAGAAGUCACGCGAAGCUAUCUUCAAGGCCAAUCUACGCAAAUCGCCAGUAGCUAAAGACGUUGAUCUGACAUACAUUGCUAAAGUGACACACGGAUUCUCGGGUGCUGAUUUGACUGAGAUCUGUCAACGUGCCUGUAAAUUAGCCAUUAGACAGUGCAUCGAGACUGAGAUUCGUAGGGAAAAGGAACGCAUGAAUAAUCCAUCGGUGUCCAUGGACACUGAUGAUGACGAUCCAGUUCCGGAGAUUACGAGGGCUCACUUCGAGGAGGCCAUGAGGUUCGCUCGUCGCUCAGUGUCGGAUAAUGAUAUCAGGAAAUACGAGAUGUUUGCACAGACGCUACAGCAGUCACGAGGCUUUGGCACCAACUUCAGAUUCCCCCAAAAUGCUGGUGGUGGUCCACAAGAUUCAACGCAGGGUGAUCAAACCUUCCAAGACGAUGGUGACGAUGAUCUCUAUAGUUAAGUUUUCGUAACUGUAAUGUUCAUUGUAGUGAAACGCACCACAAAAGGGCCUGUCUGUAUCCUCAUUGUUUACCUCCCCCUCUUUUUUCACGUGUAAGUUUUUACACCUGUCACGAUUUCUAGGGCUAUGAUUACUCAUAAAUAAAUAUAAAAUACGAGAUGAAAAGUGACAAUUGAUUGUGGUCUCCUUCAUUAUUAAUUGGAUCGAAGAAUAAACGUCCCUUAUCACUUCUCAUCUCAGAGAUCAUAAAUAUAAUCUGGGCCCAGAUAACUCAUUAAGUAAUUAAAGAAAAUAUGAAUGAAAUAAAUAAAUAAGAAUUCAAUAAAAUCAUUUUUUAAAAAUGAAAUAAAUAUUAGUUUGUCGUGUUUUUAUACCGAAUUUAUGAUUGAGUGAAUUAUAAAAUUUUUAUAUGCCCCUGAAACCUCAUCUCGCAUUCCAUUUCAAUGAAAAAAUGAAAAUAUUUCGAACAUUGCUACCCCAGAUUAUUCUAUGACAGACCCUUUUGUUAUGUCGUUACACUGUCAACUUUUUUCACGAAAAAAAAUCGUCACAAGUAGGUUUGAAAAAAGAAUUGUCGAUAAUUCAGGAGUAAAGAUAUUAAAACGUAACAGAAUGAGUUGAAUCUUCAUAUUUUGUUGAAUCUGAAGUGAUCUCGAUAACGAAUGAUUCAAGAAAAAAAUAUCGGGAGAUAUCUCUUGCAAAUUUCUUCACUUUCAAACAAACUUCUGACAUUUUCCCCUGGAAUAUCUCGGUCUGAGAUGACUACAGAAUUAACAAAUGUGGAAAAUUCCACUCAUUACGUUUUUCCUUUCACUACAUAAUUCAUACUGCGUUAAGGAUAAAAUAAUAACAGAUAAAUAAAUGAAAUAAACAGAAAUGGAAAAAACAGUGAGGCUAUGCAUUGAUUGAGUGAAAUAAAUACCUUUUGGUUGUGCCAAUUUGGUUGAAGACA
Messenger RNA from Diachasma alloeum, 3475 nucleotides. It is a transcript of the gene TER94, whose product is annotated as transitional endoplasmic reticulum ATPase TER94. Gene Ontology annotation, molecular function: ATP binding; ATP hydrolysis activity; polyubiquitin modification-dependent protein binding. Gene Ontology annotation, cellular component: VCP-NPL4-UFD1 AAA ATPase complex; nucleus; cytosol. The record is from RefSeq and is a predicted model, not a curated record. NCBI's taxonomy places the organism in Eukaryota, Metazoa, Arthropoda, Insecta, Hymenoptera, Braconidae. The coding region runs from base 121 to 2523 and encodes 800 amino acids. Gene Ontology annotation, biological process: autophagosome maturation; retrograde protein transport, ER to cytosol; mitotic spindle disassembly. The transcript is spliced from 5 exons.